AUGGCUUCUAAUACAUGGAAUAUGGGGGAUAUAGACAGAGAGGUGUUGAAUAUUCAGAUUGCUGAAGAGGAGGAAGAGGAUUUGGCGAUCAACAGUAUUGGUGAUGAUGAAGGGAUUGAUUCGCGAUGGUGCUUAGUUGGGAAGUUCUUAUCUUCAAGAUCGUUUGAUUAUGAUGCAAUGCAAAACACACUUUCAUCGUUAUGGCAACCGGGUAUGGGUAUGUUUGUUAAAAAACUUCAACCCAAUUUAUUUAUCUUUCAAUUUUAUCAUGAAGUUGAUAUCAAAAGGGUGAUAGAUGGUAGCCCGUGGAUGUUUGAUCGUAUGCCUCUUAUCAUAGAACGGCUAAAGGAAUGGGAAGAUCCGGUGAGUUUAUCGCUUAAUACCCUGGAUAUUUGGGUGCAAAUCCAUGAUAUGGAUCCUCGUUGUAUGGGUGAAAGUGUGCUGAGAAAUGUUGGCAAUACUAUGGGACAGAUUCUGGAAUCUGAUCCGAAAAACUUCCAGGGUGUUUGGAGGGAGUAUCUUCGGAUGAGAGUGACUCUGAAUAUUGACAAACCUUUACGGAGGAGGAUGAGACUUCAGAAGGAUGAUGGCAACUGGUUUUGGGUGAAUUUUAAGUAUGAAAGGGCACCCACUUUCUGUUUCAUUUGUGGUGUUAUUGGUCAUUCAGAACGCUUUUGCUAUAAGCUAUUGGAGAUGCCUGCUGAUCAAAUUGGGAAGCCAUAUGGAGAGUUCAUGCGUGCUAAGUUCCAAAAGCAUAAUCACAACAUCGGGGCGAAAUGGUUACGUACGAAAGGUUGGGUUCCACCACGGAGAGAUGGCAGCGGUAGUAGUUCCCGGCGUAUGGAGGAGGAAGAGAAAAAUGGAAAUCCGGUGAACAGUAAUUAUGGAGAUACUAAUCAGAAUAUGGGAGAUUGGCAAUCACGUAAUCAAAGGGUCAAUAUGCAUCAAUUGCAUGGUGGGAAUGUGGGUGAUACGAAUGCAAUAAUGACAAAUAAUGAAUUGAAGAUAAUGGGGAAAAAGUCAUUAGUUGGGCAAGAAAGGAAAGAGUUGAUUGGAGACAAUAAAAAAAGGAAAACUGAUACUUCUUCUAGUAUUGGGCUUGAUAGUACGGCCCAAAUCAUUGAUGAAAUAAGUAUGGUGGGUCAUAUUGGUGAAGCCCAAGGGAGAAGUGGUGGGCUGGGCCUAUUAUGGAGAUAUGAAAGUGAUAUUAGAAUUGAGUCUUUUUCUAAAAAUCACAUUGAUUGCUUUGCUACUGUUAAUGGAGGGAGUGAGUUUCGUUUCACGGGUAUCUAUGGGGAGCCAAACCGAAGCUUGAGAAAAGAAAUUUGGAGGAUGCUAAAGAAUCUUUAUGCUAGGCGUAGGGAACCUUGGUGCCUUAUGGGCGACUUCAACAAUGUGUUGAGUCAAUCGGAAAAGAGAGGGGGUAACCCGUACCCUCAAUGGUUGAUUAAUGGCUUUCAAGAAACUGUUUUGGCUUGUGGGCUGUGUGAUUUGGAGCUCUUUGGCUACCCGUAUACGUGGGAGAAGAGUAGGGAUUCCCCAAAUUGGAUUGAAGCUCGACUUGACCGUGCGUUAGUGUCGGCUUCGUGGUUAGAUUUGUUUCAAAAUGCUCAGCUGUUAAAUGUGGAGAUCUCUUCGUCCGACCAUUGCCCACUACUCUUAGAAACCAACGUUGCAGAUUUUACAAGAAAUCAAAAAGUCUUUUGGUUUGAGAAUAUGUGGCUGGGAAAUAUGGAAUGUGAGCAAAUUAUCCGUGAGGUCUGGCACAAUUCAGUUGGGCAGUCAAUGCAGUCCAAGAUCGAGUCCUGUGGAGAAGAUCUGUUACUUUGGGAGGCUAGAAACCCGGAGAAUUUUUCUCAGAACUUAAAGAAGUGUAGAUCUCUGGUGAAGCAAUACAAGCACCGGCGGGACAUUGAAGGGAAACAGUUAUUUUUUGAAGCCAAAAAGGCUCUGUUCGAGGUGUUGAAUCAAAGGGAGAUAUUUUGGCGCCAACGUUCAAAACAACUUUGGCUUCAAUCGGGCGAUCAAAAUAGUAAGUUUUUUCAUUCCAAAGCUAGUGCUAGACGUCGUAAUAAUUCAAACACUUGUUUGAAGAAUGAGAAUGGGACUAAAGUAACUUGGGAAGAUGGUUUGGGGGAUGUCAUGAUGAAUUAUUUUAAAGACAUUUUUAAUUCUCAUUCAGUGGAAUAUAGUGAGGUGAUGGCUAGUAUUACACCAAAAAUAUGA
Messenger RNA from Cannabis sativa, 2226 nucleotides. RefSeq lists its product as uncharacterized. The transcript has 2 exons. NCBI's taxonomy places the organism in Eukaryota, Viridiplantae, Streptophyta, Magnoliopsida, Rosales, Cannabaceae. The record is from RefSeq and is a predicted model, not a curated record. The coding region runs from base 1 to 2226 and encodes 741 amino acids. Gene Ontology annotation, molecular function: catalytic activity.